Cydia strobilella is the source of this 8900-nucleotide messenger RNA. It is a transcript of the gene syd, whose product is annotated as JNK-interacting protein 3. The record is from RefSeq and is a predicted model, not a curated record. Gene Ontology annotation, biological process: vesicle-mediated transport. The transcript is spliced from 25 exons. Bases 396 to 4019 code for a protein of 1207 amino acids. Lineage: Eukaryota; Metazoa; Arthropoda; Insecta; Lepidoptera; Tortricidae. Gene Ontology annotation, molecular function: MAP kinase scaffold activity; JUN kinase binding; signaling receptor complex adaptor activity. Gene Ontology annotation, cellular component: cytoplasm.
UAACAAUUCGUUAUUUUUUUACAAAUGCUCUUUAUACAAUAGAAAGAUAAAAUUCUAAAUGCAGAUCACACCCGGAAGUUAACAACGACAACGUCAAUCGUUAAAGAAACUUUUUUUUCGUGUAGCGAAAAUACGUCAGUCAAACAAAUGGUGUGAACGUGAAAUCUAUCCUUCCCAUCUUUUCUGCUACAUAUUUACACAGUACCAUACGGCCACAUCCCGUGUGACCACAGAAAUGCCUUAUACAAUAAUUUACUAAAGUCUCCAUCGAUCGCGUCAUCGGCACGUCUUGUACACAAAUCAACUUGUCUAUCAUGUUUUCGCGUAAAAUUCAUUGAACGUCCUUGUGAGGGGUAAACGUAAUUUGACUCGGAGUGACCUGGAGCGUCGUCAUCAUGAAUUUCGAGGACAGCGCGAGUAGUGGCUAUGUCACGGCGGAGACGAUAUACGGGACACACGAGGAUUCACACGUCGUGAUGUCGGAGAAGGUCCAGACCCUGGCCGGAAGCAUAUACCAGGAGUUCGAGCGCAUGAUAGCGAGAUACGACGAGGAUGUGGUGAAAACGCUGAUGCCGUUGCUGGUGAACGUCCUGGAGUGUCUGGACUCGGCGUACCAGACGAAUCAGGAGCACGAGGUGGAGCUGGAGCUGCUGAGAGAGGACAACGAGCAGCUUGUGACGCAGUACGAGCGCGAGAAGGCGGCCAGGAAGCACUCUGAGCAGAAGUUGCUAGAAGCCGAGGACCAGUACGAGGGUGAACGCAAAGAGCUAACCGGACGACUAGAAGCGUUGGACAGCAUUGUGCGCAUGCUAGAGCUCAAGCACAAGAACUCACUCGACCACGCCAGCAGGCUGGAGGAACGGGAGAAUGAUCUCAAGAAGGAAUACGCGAAAUUGCACGAGCGCUACACCGAGCUGUUCAAGACGCAUAUGGACUACAUGGAGCGGACCAAGUUGCUGCUGAGCACCGCCAGCGACCGCAGCGAGGUCCGCGGCCGGCUCGGCCUCAACCCCGUCGGCAGGUCCAGUGGUCCCAUAUCGUUCGGUUUCGCAUCGCUAGAAGGCUCCGUGCACAUAGUGGAACAAACCGAGAGCAUCCCGGGCAGUCCCGUCAGCCUUUCGUCGUCGCCGCCAUCGCCGACCAUCGGCUCCGAGCUGGCCGCCGUGCGGACCGUGGAGAGGGCCCAUCAGACCGACCCCGUCACGCAACAGAGCCAGGCGACGUCACCAGUUGCUCCGAACCAGUCGUCCGUCAGCAAAUCGCAGACCAAGAGCGAGAAGCGAAGCGGCAACACGCUGUACCAAGAGCUGUCCUUCCACGACACGGACGCUAGCAUCGCCGAGGGUGACGACGGUGCCGACAUAACGGGAAGCUGGGUGCACCCUGGCGAAUAUGCCUCCUCCGUUAACGACAACUACUUCGGAAUGGGCAAAGAAGUGGAAAACCUAAUCUUGGAGAAUAAUGAAUUGCUCGCUACAAAGAAUGCGUUGAACGUAGUAAAGGACGAUCUCAUAGUGAAAGUGGACGAGCUGACCGGCGAACAGGAGAUCCUUAGGGAGGAAGUUUCGAACCUCAGCGCGGCGAGAGAGAAGCUCAGGGAGAGAGUCACCCAGCUGGAGGAGGAGCUGAGACAUUUGAAGGAGACGGUCAGCAACAGCGCGGGCGGCGAAAAUGAGGACGAAGCCGACGUGCCCAUGUCGCAGCGGAGGCGGUUCACGCGCGUCGAGAUGGCCAGGGUGCUUAUGGAGAGGAACCAGUACAAGGAACGUUUCAUGGAGCUGCAGGACGCUGUCCGCUGGACGGAGAUGGUGCGCGCGAGCCGCGUGGACUCCACCAUGGACAAGAAGAACAAGCAGAGCAUAUGGAAGUUUUUUAGUAACCUGUUUAGCGGGACGGAGCGGCCGGCGCGGCCUCUAUCCACGCCGCACCUCCGCGCGGUUGCCGCGCCGCAGUCCGGCAUGCGACACUCUCGUACCCAGGCCGACUUCCUUGAGACGCAGCUCACCGACCACCAUCACCGGCGGCAUGAGCGCAGCGAGCAGUUCCGCCAGGUGCGAGCCCACGUGCGAAAAGAGGACGGCCGCACGCAGGCGUACGGCUGGAGCCUUCCAGGCAAGACGGGUCAGGGCCAGAAGGGGCCGAGUCCAUGCGCGUCUCUCUCCUCUGGUGGAGUUCCAGUGCCCGUUCCGGUGUUCUGCAGACCGAUAGCGGAAAGCGAGCCUCGUAUGACGCUACUAUGCGCUGCGGGAGUGAACCUCAGCGGCGGGCGUACUCCAGACGGUGGCUGCAUGGUUGGAGAAAGCGUCUUUUACGCGAAAGAGGACGACAAGGACAACACGCUGUGUCUCGCGGAAGAAAUGAGCAAAGCGUCGGUGCACUCGCCCGAAGUGGAGCAGAUCAACCGGCAGCUGCAGUCGACGCACAGCCUCGAGCACUCUGAGAAGAACCUGUCUUCCUUCGUGUGGAUAUGCGCCAGCACGCAGAACAAGGGCGUUGUCAUGAUUAUUGACGCGAACAAUCCCGCGGAAGUGCUAGAAUCCUUCCCACUAGGAGACAAGCACAUACUGUGCGUGGCCUCCGUACCGGGUGCCGUCGCGGACGACUACACCGAGUACGAGGAGCGCAUGAGCGAGGGCGAGCAGAAGCGGCAUUCGUCCCUAUUCUGUGCCGGCAAGAGCGAGUCGCAGGACAGCCAGAGCAACGGGCCGGUCGGUGAGAACGGCGAAAAGGAGGUCGUCGUCGGUGCUACUAGAUUGGUGCAAGCAACACUUCUAACGCCUCCCACGACGCCCGUCGCCGAACCGGAGCCGGCGCCUUCCGGACCACCCAAGGAAUCGGCCGUCAAGAACGUUGAGGAGCCAGAUACUGGUGCGCCGGACAGCCCGCCACUCAGCUCAACACCCGUGCACAACGAACACCUAGGCUCCCCCGAGCCGGGCGUAGAUGCGUUCGCCCAAGAGCAAUCCAACGCGGAGAGCCGCGCGGACGUGCCCGACCGCAAGAUGUCCACCGUCAUGGCCACGAUGUGGCUCGGCACCAAGAGCGGCCACCUGUACGUGCACUCGGCCAUGGGCAACUACAGCAAAUGCCUCGCCAGAAUUAAAUUAAACGACGCCAUCCUAUCUAUAGUAGCGUGCGCGUCUCGCUGCAUGGUCGCCCUAGCGGAUGGCACAGUGGCCAUAUUCAUGCGACAAGCAGACGGACAAUGGGAUUUCACGCAAUACUGGCUCAUGACGCUUGGUGACCCCAAGUGCUCAGUGCGCUGCCUAAGUGCAGUAGGGUGCACGGUAUGGUGCGGGUACCGCAACAAGGUGCACGUGAUCGACCCGCGCUCACGGCAGGCGCUGCACUCGCUCGACGCGCACCCGCGCCAGGAGAGCCAGGUGCGGCAGAUGGCCGCGGACGGGGACGGCGUGUGGGUAUCAAUAAAAAUGGACUCUACUUUGCGCUUGUACCACGCCCAUACAUACCAACACCUGAAGGAUGUGGACAUCGAACCAUACGUUAGCAAAAUGCUGGGCACUGGCAAACUAGGUUUCUCUCUGGUCCGUAUCACGGCGCUCCUCAUCAGCUCGGGGCGGCUGUGGAUCGGCACCAGCAACGGCGUCGUCAUAUCCGUGCCGCUGUCGGAGGGCAGCCGCGAGCCCGCGCCGGCCGCCGGCCCCUUACCGGCCAACGCAUCUUUAGUACGAGCCCGCUCCACAUCCCCCACCGGCGCCAUCCCCUGGUGCUCCAUGGCGCACGCCCAGCUCUCCUUCCACGGGCACCGCGACGCCGUCACGUUCUUCGUAGCCGUGCCCGGCGCGGCGGAGUCCCCCACGCGCUCGCCCGACUCGCGCCGCGGACCGCCCAUGCUCGUCAUAUCGGGCGGGGAGGGUUACAUCGAUUUUAGAAUAGCCGACUCAGAAAUGGAGGACAGCGUGGUGGUAGCCGAGGAUGGGUCCUCAAGCGGGCACAGCUCCCUGGCGGAACGGGCUUCAAAGAGCCACCUCAUCGUGUGGCAGGUGGCCACCGCCUAACGCACGCCGCGCCGGCGGCUCGCGUCCGAUGACUUCGUAUACGUGUGCACCACCGCUAAACCGGCGACGCUCAUCAUGUGAAUAGGUACUAUCAACUGUUGCGCGCACCUGACUGUUCCAUUUUACGUGUGUACAAGUUUGAAUCAGCCUGACGUAAUUAAAGGCGAAAACGCAUUGAGACGUAGCCACGCGGAUGUUGCAUUUGUAGUAAACUUAUGGAAAAGGUUUAAAAAAUAGUCUUACCGGUACGUUUUAUGCGUUUAAGUUUCAAAAUGUAUGCAUUACAGUACAAUUGCUACAACAUGAAACUGAGCUCCAAAUUUUGUUUGCGUAAUAAAUUACGUAAUGUUCGUAACAAUGACUCUAUCCCGAGCUUAGAUUUCGUGUUGAAGCUAAGUGUACCGACUGUCGAAAAACGUCAGGUGUGAACGCUUAGGCCGAGUGUAUAUGGUCUAUUAAACAAUUUUUAAUAAGUAUUGGUUUUACAUCAUCGUUAAUUCAUUCGUCCUACUGCUUAAUAAGUGAUAACGAUUAUUAACUUACCGAUUUUAAAAGUCUCUGUAUCUAGAAAUUUGUCACUACUUUGAAAAGGGCUAUGAAAUAGGUAUUUAUGAGGCUGGUUUGCGCUUUGGUUUUACUUAGACAAAUCUGAAAUACUAGCUAUGUUAAAGUAAUGUAAAUUCCUAUGUGUAGUGUUUAUCACUAAAGUUUUGUACUCAUUUAAUGGCAAGAAGAACAUAGUUUGACUUGAAUUCGUUUUGUUUCUUAGUAAUGUACUGGGAUGUAAGAUCUCAAACAAUUUUAUUUGGAACGUAUACACUAGUCUUACAAGGCGUAGUUCUUUUAUAUGGUUUUUGCUAACCAUGUACAUUCGCCGUAUGAAAGAACGAGCUCAAGUUGAUUAUACCGAAGGUGGAUUUUUAGGGAAAGGUUCAGUAUUAUCUAAAUUAAUUAAACAUUUGGUCGCAUACAUCUAAAUUAGGAUUUGAUUUGAAUUUAGAUUGUUGGUCCAUCGAAAUCCAUUUUUCCUAUUCACAUUUUGCCUGUCUCAUAGGGAAACUGCUGUAUAGAAACGUUGCAACAAUACACUCGUGCCUGAAAAGUUAAAGUUCAAAGUUAAUAUUUGCCUUAAGUGUGAUAUCAAGCAUAUUUCCUUAUGAGACCCGCCGACUCACGUGUGUUAGGGCUUUAGCGCAUUAAACAAUGCCGAUCCAUAAUGAACCAUAUAUAUAGAGGUUGUUUAAGGUCGACAUUGCGGCUGAAGCCCCUCGUCCUUCACGUUAGAAUAUUCGGAUAGAAGCAGUGCACGGCCAUGGACACAUGCGAGUGUAUCAAUGUGCUUAUUAUUUUGGUGUCUAUCUACUUAGCGCUUUCAUUUACGAUAUGUAAUUGCUCAUAUCAAUGUACGCGUUCACGUUUAAUUUGUAAGUGUUGUAUAUCGGUAUCAGGGGCUGAUGUUGCGAACAUCUCAAUGUAUUUGAGAACUGACUCGAUUUUUUAUCUAUUUCUCGUUCAAUAGUUUUAUUAUCUUUUUAAAUUCGGUGCGUUUACUUGUCGCAGCAGAGAGUUUAAGAAUGUGUGAAUUGUCGAACGUAACACAGAUGUAGUGAAUAAUUCUUUCCCAUCGUAUUUUCUCGGAAACGUUCGCAUUUCUCAUGCCACUUUAGACAGUCUCCGUACAAAAAAUACUGACACAGUUAAGCUGACGCACACAAAGUAAACGAGUACAUACGACUCGCGAUGUGCACAUUGGUACUUUUGUACUGAUAUACAACUCUUUGGCUGGCAACGCAGGGUACGUUUGCGCGUUUAGAUAUUUAACAAUAUACAUGAUACUACUACAUACAUCACUAGUACAUGUUUAUCGCUCAAAACAAUAAAUUCAGUGAGUUUCUUCACUGUUUUACGAUAUUUUAUAAUAUAUUUUGUUAAAUAUCUAAAGGUGCAUAGUAUGCAAUGGUGCAUAUGCAACAUUCUCAUAAAAAAGUAUUUCACAUCAAUAAGUGUUGCACUAAUUCAUGCAAUAUUCGUAUAUAAGUGGUUAAUCAGGAAACCUUGCCCGCUGAUCCUGCCGCGUUUACUAUUACUUAUCUGCAUAUAAGUUCCAAUAAGUUUUCAUGUGCACAUAUGGUAUAAUACUAACCGCGGUACCAUUGACAUGAGGUAUAUUUUUGUGAGAGUCGUGUCAUUCGAACGGAUCGCUAUUGCUAUCGAUUAAGCAUAAUAUAAUCUCAUCUAGGAAUAAUGUACAAGAUAUAACCACCAAAUAAUUCAUUUUAGUAGUGUUAUAUAGUUAUUAGCAUAGAUAUUGGAGAUUUUUUAUAAUAAUAACUAAGUAUAUACAUUAGUAUGUAAGGAAUCUGAAUGCUAACCAUACGGGCUGUGUUUAUGUCAUCUGCAUCACAAUAUUUUAGGUGUUUUUACGUUACGUGUGAUAAAAGGUGAUGAGGCGGUGUUAUACAUACUUACGACUCGUAGAUAGAUCGCUGUUAAGUUUUUAUUUAUUUUGUGGAUGGUAUGACGGGACUAGGCUCAGAUGUACCAUUACCAUUUUAGCAGAUAUAGAAAAUCAAAUGCAUAAAAACCAGUCAAUCACACACCAAAGCCAAAGAAUUAUUGAUCGUACCAGAUUCGUAGUCUUUGAAAAUUUUGAAAAUUUGAAACUCCGCUAAAACAUUUUUAGAUGUCUGUCUUAUGUCUGUGCUAGAGAUACAAUCGAUUAGGUACUUUGUUUUCCAAAGUAACUAAAGAUACAGUAACAGCUUGCAAGUUUACUGAAAUCGCUAGAAAAUAAUAUACAUCCGCUAAAUUCACACUACAGGAUGGAUUUUUUAAACGAGGCAAUGAGGAAAGCUACAUGAUCCCGUGCUGAACGCGAAUUUAUUUGUAUAAUGUCUUAACCUAGGUUGAUCUCUAAGAAAAUUUUAAUCUUGAAUAGAAAUGGAAACGAUUGUCAUCAAAAAAAUUGUUACAAAAAAAAAAAAAUUUGUCUGACUGUACUUUUUUAAAAAUCUGUAAAUGUCGAUCGCCGUUAAUUGAAACUUAGGAAAUACCUAAAAUCAUUUUCGCAUAGCAAUACGGGGGCUGUGUUUAUGUCAUGUGGAUCCGGUAGCUGCUCUCAGUGCCCCAUUCGAGAAAUCCAUUCUGUAAACUGAGAAUAACUUCGAUAUGAUUAAUUAAUAUUUUAUCUUAUGGUGCAACAAUAUUAUUACGAAAAAGACUAGGUUAUUUGUUAUCUUUGUUUAACAACUACUUUGAUCUAUCAUCUAAUUAUGACCCGUUGUGUUUCGCCUUCGAUGUCUUAAACACUGUUUAUUUCAUAAUUUCAUUUUCAGAUGUAUAUUUGAACACGUCAAAUUUGUUAAGUUAAUAUAAGAAUAAUUUAUUUAUAAUAGGCUUAUGGUUAGUUUUUUAAGUGUUACAGUGGGAGUUGGUUUUUUUGCGAAAUGUGUGUGCUGGAUCACUAAUAUUUCUGUGAAUAGAGUAGGAGUAAUUUUUAUAUUGUGUAGUGAUAUUAUUUACUCGAUAUUUUUAUGUAUAAUAAUUUUGAUAUAAUUUUACAUUGUGAUAUACAAACAAAAAAAAUAUUUUACGUCGUGCUAUCAAUUCAAUAUAAUUUUAUUCAAUUGCCAAUGACGGUUUAAAGAAAUAUAAGCGUCUGACAGACCUAGGUGAUUAAAGUGCUGCCAUCUACUUCCCAGGAUAUGUUAUGACGCCUAGGUGCCACCUAGUGGGUAUAUCUUUAGAAAACUUAUACCUUAAAACAUUUCCCUUAAAACCAAUUCCGGCUGUAAGUGCUAGUCAAAAUAAACAACUAAGUGAUGUUAGCUAGGCUUACAUUGUUUUGCUGAUUAUCAAAUGUCGAUACCUUUAUACGGCAAAAGCUGACUUUUAUACUGGACGGUGUGUUUUGAUUAAGGUUCGUCGGGUAAAAUGUGUAUUUGAAACUAUUUGUUCGAACGUUUUAAUCCUCUUAAUGAAUUUGGUGCACUUAUUGACCUUUACUCAGUUAAUAGUGGACUUUGAAGAUUUCGGUGUACAUCGCCAAUAAAAAAAUGGUUAAAAAAUUUACACAUUUUAUCCUUAAAAUGUUUGUUCUGGUUCCAUAUUAUGCUGUUAUAAUUAUAAUAGUUUCACGUCGCAUUUUCACUGCGUUUCAUGACAUUAAUUUCACCAAAAAAUCGCGCGGGGCACGAAAUUGGUUUGCUUUCAUGAAAUUAAUGCAUGCUUUUGAUGCAUUACGAAAAUAUAAAAUUACAAGUAAUACUGUUGGUAAAAAUAAUGUCACGAGAUUAAUUUGACUCCACUCAAUUCGUAAUGUAAAUCCGGCUUUAGGGACAAAUGUUAGACUCGUGCUGAGCGCUGUAACCAUAUUGAUACAAUAACAGCCUUUUGUACAUAAGCCUUCUGUAGAUAACCGCAAUGUAUUUUAAAUUUUUGGCUUAUUAUUGUUUGUACUUAGUCUUAUAAUGAAUUACUUACCAUAUAAAUCUGUGUACACAUUUCUGAUAAUAAAUUAUUUCGUAUUAUUUUUUGACCAAGUAUAAAUUGUCUCAUAGAUUAUUCACUUCUCAAUUUGUGUGUAAGUGACCUCCAAAUAACUUGUGUGGAAAGCUUUAUAUAUUGUUAAAUUAUUUAAACUAGGUACUCCUUAAUUUUUAAAUUUUUUAUUUCAUUUAGUAAUAAUUUUUAAAUCAGAAUUUUAUUUUACAAAUUAUAUUUAUUUUUUAUAAAAAGCACCUGUGUUUUGAAAGGGUUAUUUUUUUAUUUAACCGUUCAACGAUUAAUAUAAUUUUACAAAUGGAUAAAUACAUUAUUUAUAAUUAGUGUUUAACGUUUUUCUUGUUUGUAAUAUGCAAUCAAAUAAAGGAAUGCUGAUAA